AUGUCAGGCGGCCACUUGUCAAAGGAGUUCUUUGAGCUCGUCAAAUCAAUUGGUGAGAGUAAAUCAAAGCAAGAAGAAGAUCGUAUUAUUCUUCAUGAAGUAGCACAGCUAAAGCGAAAAUUAAGUGAUGUAACGGCCUCUUCUAGCACAUCCAGUAGUCUCGUAAACAAACGUAAGCGCGAAUUUCUCAUUCGUCUCAUGUACGUCGAGAUGUUAGGACAUGAUGCAUCUUUUGGCUAUAUUAAGGCUGUAGAGAUGACAGCUAGUACGAAUCUGAUGCAGAAACGCGUAGGGUAUCUUACCUGUAGUUUAUGUCUAUCUCCGACGCACGAAUUCCGCUUUAUGAUUAUUAAUCAGCUGCAGAGAGAUCUACAAAGUUCCAAUCAUCUUGAAGUUUGUGCUGCUUUAAUGGCAGUAUGUAAACUAGUGACUGUGGAAAUGGUACCGGCAGUUCAGCCUAUGAUCCUUGAUUUGUUACGGCACGACGCUGAGCUCGUUCGCAAGAAAGCGGUAAUGGCUAUUCACCGCUUUCACCAACUGAAUCCAGACUCGGUCACGGAGGUGGGAGAUGCAUUACGUCGUACACUGUGUGAUCGCGAUCCUAGUGUCAUGGGAACAACGCUCUGUAUUCUCCACGAUCUUGCGGUGGCUACUCCCACAAAUUACAAGGACCUCGUACCUAGUUUUGUUAGUAUCCUCAAGCAGAUUACGGAGCACCGUUUACCUCGUGAGUUUGAUUACCACCGUAUUCCAGCACCAUGGAUCCAGAUCCGUCUCUUGAAGAUUUUGGCACUGCUGGGUCAAGCUGACCAGCAAACCAGUGAGGGCAUGUACGAGGUGCUGCACGAUGUCAUGCGUCGUGCUGAUACGGGCAUUAAUGUGGGAUAUGCUAUUAUCUACGAGUGUGUGCAGACUGUCACAACGAUCUACCCGAAUAGUACGCUGCUAGAUGCUGCAGCUGCAAGCAUUUCUCGUUUUAUUUCGAGCGACAAUCACAAUCUAAAAUACUUAGGUGUCACGGGACUUGCUGCUAUCGUAAAGGACCACCCGCGUUACGCUGCAGCGCACCAAAUGGCUGUUAUUGACUGCCUUGAGGAUCCAGAUGAAACACUAAAGCGGAAGACGCUGGAUUUGCUGUAUCGCAUGACAAAUCCCGUGAACGUCGAGUUCAUUUCGGACAAGCUCACCCAGUUUCUUCGUGAAGCUUCAGAUGUUUUUCUCCGUACGGAACUGGUCUCGCGCAUUACGCAAUGUGCUGAACGCUAUGCACCCAGCAACGCUUGGUACAUUCAGACCAUGACGAAUGUAUUUGAGUUGGGUGGCGACCUUGUUCGGCCUGAGGUGGCACACAACUUGCUGCGUUUGAUUGCUGAGGGGAGCGGUGAAGAUGAAGAUCAGGACAUGGAACUGCGUCGUGAUGCGGUGGACACUUACCUUGAACUGCUGGAACGCCCAGUGCUGCCCGAUAUUUUGGUCUGUACCAUGGCUUGGGUCCUUGGCGAGUACGGGUAUCUGUCUGACGCUAUGGAGCUUGAGGAGAUCUGUGAGCGCCUUGUGGAGCUUGUUGAUCGCCCUUUUGAGCAGGAAGACACUACGCGUGGCUACGUACUCUCGGCUGUCACGAAGAUAACGGCUCAAAUGGGACACACCAUUGAUGUGGCUGACGCAAUGAUGAACAAGUACAAGACUAGCCGCAGUACGGAUCUUCAGCAGCGCUGCUUUGAGUACCUUGCACUAACUAAGAACUUUUCUCUAAUGAACGAGGUCUUCCCGGAAGACGCAAGCUGCGAAGACAUUGAGGUCGAUUCUAACCUUUCCUUUCUCACGAGCUUUGUCGAGAAGGCUGUUGCUCAGGGAGCACCCCUCUACGAUCCACCUGAGGACUCAGAUGAUGAGGAUGAAGGAUACGGUAAUCGCCGCAAUGGCGGUGACUCGAACCGCCUCAAUUUUGAGGCGUACAAGAAGCCUGAAAUUCCUUACCCGACUAAACUUCCUCCUGUGGACCCGCAAGGUGCAUUUGGAAUGAACAAGUGGGGUAAUGGUCAGGGCGGUAUGCCCGGAUUGGGCAAUUCUGGCGGCCCAGAUACGAUUGGAGGUAUUGGUGUUGGAAAGCGUGGAGCAGUCAAGAACGUAUGGGGUCCAACUGGCCUUAGCACGCCUGACAACACCGCGCCCGCAGCAGCACCUGGAGUUGGUGGCCCUGGAGGUGGUUACCCACCCGACAUGUACAACCAGGGCGGUCAGGCUGCCUAUGGCGGACAAGUCGGACAAGCUAGUUACGGUGCGCAGCCUGUCUAUGGCGGCCAAGGAUUAUACGGAGCUCAGCCUCUCCAGCAAGCGCCGCAGCAAGAUUACAGUGGCUCUAAUAAUUACGAUAUCGGUGAGCCUUCAAGUGAGGACGAAGCCAUAGGCAAUGUUGACGAGCGUCAGAUUUUGGCUUCGGCCAUCUUUGGCGGCAUCCCGGGUGCUCCCGCCCUGCUGCCAGGGGCCCGACGUAUUGGAUCAAAUGCUCGUCCAGCUCCCCGCCGUACUGGUCGUUCUUCAACGCGUCGCACAACGAGCCGAGGCGACCAGCAGCAGCCUCCUCCUCCUCCAGUACAAGCCCCAAUGGAACAAGCUCCGCCUCCGCCACCGCAAGGUCCAAAAGUUGAAAUGGACCUGCUCGACAUUUCGUUCGAUGUGCCAGCAGCCCCGCAGAAUACAAGUAUGUUCCAGCAGCCGUCGCUACAACAACCGUCGCUACAACAACCGUCGCUACAACAGCCGCCGCUACAACAUCAGCUACCACCACUACAACAUCAACAGCAGCCACCACUACAACAACACCAGCAGCAGCCACCACUACAAUAUCAGCAGCAGCCGGUGGCGAAUGCAGAUCCGUUUGGAAUGGGCUCGAUGCUUGCGUCAGCGCAUAUCUCUGAAGCUAGUACCCCAGCCCCUUCUUUGGAUCCCUUCGACAUGUCGGGACUCGGCUCGAGCAUGAAUGCUGCUGUUGAGCUUGGCAAAAGCCCUGCGAACAGCUUGGAUAUGUUGGGAAGUAGCAGCAGCAGCAACAAGGGCGUUUUCCAGUACAACGGGCGGCAGCUCGAGCCGUGGCAGAUCACUACACAGGACUUUGGUGGUCGUUGGGGCACUUGUCCGUGUGAGAAGAAGAUAAAGGUGGACCCGAGCAGUGUUCGCACGCUUGAAGAUUUCAUGGGUCGAAUGCACAUGUUUAAGGUGCACACCGUCGAAGCCAUUCCAACGACCAAUGAAGCCAUUGCAGCUUGCCGUUUAGUUAACUCGGAACAUGUAGGAUUGAUUCACGUCAAGGUUCGCAGUGGCGGGUUUGUGGACCUGACGGUUCGUACAGCUGACAUGGAGUUUACAAACCAGCUCCUUAAUGCAACGGCAGAGCGACUUAAAUAG
This is a messenger RNA of Peronospora belbahrii, 3408 nucleotides long. The record is from the annotation of a GenBank genome assembly. NCBI's taxonomy places the organism in Eukaryota, Oomycota, Peronosporomycetes, Peronosporales, Peronosporaceae.